UCUGCUGGGUGCCAGUAAAACCCACACUGGACUCAGAUCGCUAAGCAGCACAACAACUGAUUCCCGUGCCAAAAACUUUAGCUCACACAGCAAGAAUGAACCCCUGGCCUCGUCCUCUUUCUGCACUCUGCAGAGGCUUGGUCCCCCUCUCUACCAGAACAAUCGUUCAGACAACGACUGUAGCGGCUAAACUGAAGACCAUCGAUGACUUGCCGGGCCCCACUUUCUUCACCACCGUCUUCUGGUUAUUUGUCAAAGGGUAUGCGGACAAAAGCCACCUGCUGCAGGGGCUACAGAAGAGUCUGUACGGGCCAAUCUGGCGCUCCAGGUUUGGCCCAUUCGACUUGGUCAAUGUGGCAAGUCCGGAGCUCAUUGCUCAGGUGAUUCGUCAAGAAGGACGCUACCCUGUCCGAGCGGUGCUCCCACACUGGAAGGAAUACCGGGACCUGCGGGGACAAGCAUAUGGGCUGCAUGUAGACAAAGGACUGGAGUGGUACCGGAUGCGGAGUGCUCUGAAUUCAAAGUUGCUGAAGCUGCAGGAAGUGUCGGCCUAUGCGCCCAUCAUCCACCAAGUGGUUGAAGAUCUCCUGCAACGCAUCGAGUUCCUCCGCAUUGGCAGUCCGGACCAAGCUACUGUUUCUGAUGUGGCUGCUGAGCUCUACAAGUUUGGCUUUGAAGGUAUCGCUUCCAUCCUGUUCGAGACGAGGCUGGGCUGCCUCAAGGAAGACAUUCCUAAGGAGACGGUGCGCUUCAUCACUGCGGUCAAUGACAUGAUGACGCUGUCUGAGAUUGUAGUUGUCUUGCCACGUUGGACACGCUAUGUACUGCCAUUCUGGAAGCGCUUUGUUCAGGCUUGGGAUGACCUCUAUGACACAGCACGGACACUCAUAGACAAAAGAUUGGCUGACCUCCAAGCCCAGAUGGAGCGAGGUGAGCUGACGGGUGGGUUAUAUCUGACUUACCUGUUGUCCUGCGGCAAGCUGACCCAAUCAGAGAUCUACAUCUGUGUGACCGAGCUGCUGCUGGGCGGAGUAGACACGACCUCCAACACGCUGUCCUGGGCCUUGUACCAUUUGGCAAGGAACCCGCAUGUUCAGGAUCGAUUGUACAGUGAGGUGAACGCCGUGUGUGCCAACAGACGGAAGCCGGACGCAGAUGACCUGAGAAGGAUGCCCUAUCUGAAGGCUGUCAUCAAGGAGACAUUACGCUUAUAUCCCGUAGUUCCUGGCAAUGGGCGCUUCACGACAGAGAACGAGGUGAUAGUGGACAACUACCGGUUUCCAAAGAAGACUCAGUUUCAUCUGUGCCACUACGUUGUCAGCCACGACCAGACACAGUUCUCCCACGCUGAGGUCUUCAUGCCGGAGCGGUGGCUUCGCACUCAGGUCUUCCAGCACCACCCGUACAGCUUCAUCCCCUUUGGUGUGGGUGUGCGAGCCUGUGUGGGAAGGAGGGUGGCAGAAAUGGAGAUGUACUUGGCUUUGUGCAAGCUGAUGCAGCACUACGAGGUACACCCGGGAGACAGCGGUGCCCCCAUUGAGGCCAAAACACGAACCCUGCUCAUCCCUGCAAAGCCCAUCAGCCUCCGCUUCCUGCUCCGAGCCUGACAGAGUACUGCCCCACUUUAUGACUUUUCUCUGCAGUUUCUUGUCCAAUCAACAAGAAUGCUGAUGUCACGCACUGACAUUAAAGACACAUAUAGAUAAUACAUAUAGAUAACACGUAUAGAUAAUACAUCUUCCUGCAAACAUGAGUAUAUUGGCAACCAUCUGAAAAACAGAAACAGACAUGUGCCAUGCAACCCAGUUACCCAGUUGUUAGGGAUUGCACAUUCAGGUUACUGCUGUUGUUGGUCGCGAAUUGCGCAAAUUCAGCAAUUUUUACUCAAGAAAAUGUUCAAAAUGAUUGGAAUCAUACUUAAAAUACAUAAUUAAGGUUGAGAAGCGUCUCUCACUGGAAGCUUGAGUGACGGAACAUGUCAACAGAAGUGUACAGCAUCUCUGAAUGGAUUAGAUGAUUCAUCUGUAAUGCAUGUCAUGUCUGCAGAUAGGAACUCUUCAUUUAACAACUUUAACUCACUCAUUCAUUCAAUUUAUUGUAUUGCAUGUACGCUGCACAAUGAACUCUUGUCCAGCAUACCUCUGAAUCUAUAGCAGGGGUAGGCAAAGGCCUGCAGGCCACAUCAUUUCUAUUUCCCUUUUCGCCGCCAGAAUUGCCAGAUGCAAUCUGUAGCUUGUACAAAAAAGCCAUCCAAACAACACAUGUCAACACACACGAUGCACAAGUAACCUACCUACUGCACCAUGUGUGCAUACAAGCAAAUAUCUACGCGCAAUACCCAUGCCAAAAAAACCCUCAUACUGUUUAUUCCCGCCACAAGGCAUGCUGGGUAGCUUGUCGCAUUUUGGCGAAUUCGCAAAGGAAUUAACAUACUCUUGAUAUCCGAUGUUAUUGUUCAUAGUUCAUAUUGUUGCAGCUACCCAGCGUACCUUCCGGACAUUUGGAAAUAACCGUUUUAAGUUAUGCGUUGUGUUUAGCGCUUCCUUGAUUUAUGUGAUGCGUUAACUUGCUGUGGAUGUGUUGUGUUGCACCGUGAGCAAGUAAAUCAUUCUGUUUGAUGCCACCUACACUGCUUAUAGACGGCCCCUCCACCAAAUUUUUAACCCAAUGUGGCCCGCGAGUCAAAAAGUUGGCCCACCCCUGAUCUAUUGGCUUGUGUUGUAGACUUUCAACACUUCCGCUCUGUUUGUGUGUUAUCUAAUCUUACAUGACCAAAUAACGACACGGCCUAACUAGGCUUUAUGCCAAGGGUGUCCAAACUUUUUCCUGAAAGGAUGUGGAUAUUUUUAAUCUUCUAAACAGGGUAAUCCAAUGUAGAUAUGAUCAGCUGUUAUAAAACAAGCUUUUUAAAAGUUUUUUUAAAAUUCUUUUUUAAUUUUAUUGUUUCAUUGUACUUUUUGAAAGUGCUGCACGACAAAAAAACAAAAACAAAACAAGCUACGGGCCACAAAAGGCCGCCCGGUAGCACUCCAUCACAGCUUUGUGAAAUAGGUGAAAAAGCGUAUUAGUAUGAACUUUUUCUCCUUAAAUUAUACUCUUUUUCCCUCAUUUUUCCAUUUCUGUUGUUGGUUUUUUUUUCCCCAAAUACUUCAACAUUUACAUUUUCUUUUUCAUGUCAUGAUAUGACUUUAUUCCCUUAAUAUGUUUGACGUUAUUCUCACAAUAAUAUAACUUUUUCCCCCAAUCAAAUUUUCUAACGUUUGCAACUUCAUUCUUUGUUUCGUUUUGUCUCUCAUAAUGUUACGACUUUACAAAAUAACAUCUUUUUUCUUUAAUAUUUCAACUUUAUGCUUCUAAAAAUAAAAUUAUUUUCUCAUAAAAUUAGUACUUUAUUUUUGUAAAAUUAUGAAUUUUUUCAUGUAAGAUGACCCAUUUUUUCUUGUAGUAUUAUCACUUUAUUCUCCUAAUGUCAUAACUUUUUUUUUCCAAAAUUUGCAACUUUUUUAAUCCUACCAAUUAUCCGUUUCACAUCAGUAGCAAUUAAUUUGUCUACUUUGUGUUUUCCAAAUGUAGUCUUUGCCAGUUGUGAAUACGUAGGAAGGACAAUACAACAAUGUGGUACAAUGACAGUCAAGGUUUAUACUUACUGCAAGGAAAUUAUACGGCAGAGUCAAUGAUAAUAACAAUCAGACAAUGACUGAUAAAAGGGUUAAUAGUUGACAAACAGUUUGAUAAUGAAUGAGUACAGACGAUGUACUCGCCAGAAAUGAAGAAUUAGUGUGUGAUUAGACUUAACAUUGUAAGUAUCUAAGUGUUGUAUGUACUGUAUCUUCCUUGUACUUUAUAAACAUCAACUGCUUGCACUGUUUCUUAAAAUCUCUCAUUUUAGUGGAUUGUUUGAGUUCUUUAAUUGGAUUCCACAUACUGGAAUGCUGAAGGUUUUUAGCGUUGUCCGUCCAUGUAAGUGUUUUAAGUUUAAAUUAAACGAUAUUUCAACUU
Messenger RNA from Dunckerocampus dactyliophorus (ringed pipefish), 3999 nucleotides. Its product is annotated as sterol 26-hydroxylase, mitochondrial. The coding region runs from base 96 to 1607 and encodes 503 amino acids. The transcript is spliced from 9 exons. Gene Ontology annotation, cellular component: mitochondrial inner membrane. The record is from RefSeq and is a predicted model, not a curated record. Gene Ontology annotation, biological process: cortisol metabolic process; glucocorticoid biosynthetic process; C21-steroid hormone biosynthetic process. Lineage: Eukaryota; Metazoa; Chordata; Actinopteri; Syngnathiformes; Syngnathidae. Gene Ontology annotation, molecular function: iron ion binding; oxidoreductase activity, acting on paired donors, with incorporation or reduction of molecular oxygen; heme binding.